Molecule: messenger RNA, 6258 nt
Organism: Apis laboriosa (Himalayan honeybee)
Lineage: Eukaryota; Metazoa; Arthropoda; Insecta; Hymenoptera; Apidae
Product: serine/threonine-protein kinase GIN4-like
Exons: 10
Coding region: 1269-5315 (1348 amino acids)
Biological process (GO): intracellular signal transduction; positive regulation of apoptotic process; protein phosphorylation
Cellular component (GO): nucleus
Molecular function (GO): ATP binding; protein serine/threonine kinase activity
Source: RefSeq, a predicted model, not a curated record
GCAAUGCAUCGCGAGACAACUGCCGUAGAUACGAAAUUAAUCGUUUAACCGUCGAAGAACCGAUACUCGGAACCGAGUUUCAUUCGUGGAGAAUGGAAUGAUCAAGAGGAGAAGCUUGAUUAACGAGAUUGUUUCGAUAUCAGGAAGAGGUGGAAGAAAACACAAACGACGACUUCGUUAUAUUUUUUUCCUUUAUCGAAUUAAGUGAAUAAUCAUCUAAGGGAUUGGGCAAAGUUAACGAAUAUUGGAGAGAGGGAAAUAUUCUAUUCCUAAUAAAUAAACGAUCAUUCCAUUUCGAGUAACCAUCGUUAUUUUCCAGAUUUAAGACUCGUCCAGAUUCCUUGGAACGAUCGAAACGGCUCGUUAAUCGAUUUCUCCUUACAGACGAGCCGAGCAGGAAAAACCUUUGCCUGUAUCCUUUCAGUGAGCAUCCUUGCCGUUUCUUCCUCGACUAACUCAACACGCGCGAUCUUCCAUCUUCCAUCUAGGUUGAUAGGAGGAAGUUCUCGAACGAUUGAGAUAUAUCGUAGCGAAACUCUCUAAGAAAUAACGAGACAAUGAGCGGAGCCGUCUCAGGAAAUAUGAUGGUGCGCGCAUUCCGAUCGGAAUCGAGAUCGGCACCGCGACUCGUUUCCAAGAAGCGAUGUAAUCGGGCAUGGAAAUCUCGAAGGUAAGACUCCCACGCGUCUUCAUUAACAUAUUAACGCUUUUACAAUCGUGCUCAUAUCUCGUUUCACUACCGUGGCCGAAGAGAACCGUCGGCUGAAACAGUCGAAUAAUGCCUGUUAUCCGCGCAACGAUUCAACGAUCCGGAGCAAACGAUCCGGCGUACAGGUGUUUUCGUCGAAACAGAUACGAAUUAUUCAACGUUUCUCACCGCCUUCACCCCCUGUUUACGUAUCGUAGAUACGGAACAGAGAAAGAAAGAAAAAAGGGAUUGGGGAAUAAAUUGGGGAGAAGCGGAGAACUUAGAGAGGAUUAUUCGCGCUCUGAUCGCGUGCCUCGGUUGGAUACCACCUACGUCACGUAGCGUAAAGACAGCGUAGACCAGCAGCGUUGCGGCUGUAAAACAGCGCUAAAAGCAGCAACAGCAACAGCGACGACGGUCGUGUCCACUAGUGGAAGAAGGAGUGGAGCAGCGGGGACAUAGUUGGAAGGAGGGAGGGGAGGAGGAGGGCUGGUUAGGCGCGGAGGAGAGGUGGAGGCUGGAGACGAGCGACCAAGGAGGACGGUCCGAGAGAAAGAGGGAACGAGAGGCACGGUAGUCUAUGGUCCAGCGACUCGGCUGCAAGAAAGAAAACGAAGCCGAAGCUUGUGGUCUCUCGCCAACUCGUGGCCAGUUUCUGCCGCGGCGCUCGACCGUCAAGCUCGCGAUCUCUCGCAGGAACGACGACGAUCCCUGUCGCUCACUUCGAGAUGCGAACAUCCUCGCCGCGGACAUCAUCUUAUCGGUGAACUCGAGAUGCGGUGAACGUUCGUGUUCGAACCUGUGUGUUCCAAGAAUUCCCUCUUCCGAUUCUUCUUCCCUCGUCCUCUCCCCAGGUGAAAUCGAAAGUAAGCAGCCAAUCCGUCGCGUGUAUCUCGAGGCUGUCGGGAAAUCGAGCGCAGCGUUCGAUGCCCUGGGCCCGGGUGAUCGAGCUACCUUCCUCGAGCGGAGGCUGUCGUUAUGCUUGAUCGGGUUCGUCGAGGCGAGUUAUCGGGGCGUUAACGAAGCGAAGCAAGGACCGGCGAUGAUUUAUCAGACGAGCCAUCAUCAGUCACCGACCAUGUCAUCCGCGAGGAGGACGUCGCCACGGGCGCAGCGUCGAAACUUGCAGGCCUCGUCGGGGAAGUGCGCGAGCGCGAAGGCGAAGCGCGGUGACGAGCGGGGAGCGGGGAGCGAGGAGAGGUGCAGGGGAAGGUGCAGAGUGCAGUGGAGCGAGAAACACGUGAAGGAGGGGUUGGUUCUCGUGCAGGAGGCCCAGCUCGCCAGAGUGGUGAAGACGGGGCCCAUCACGGAGCAUUACGAGAUCGAUCCGAAACCAUUCGCGAACGGACAAUGGGCGAAAGUUUAUCGGUGCCGAUCCCGAUCGACGGGGAUCCUGUACGCGGCGAAAUACUCCUCGAGAAAUCGGUUCAACGCGGACUGCAGCGCGGAGCUGAGGCACGAGAUAGCUUUGCUGUCCCUCUGCUCCCAAUCGCCACGCGUCGUCCGUCUUCACGACGUGUACGAGACCCCCAAGGAGAUCAUCCUCGUGAUGGAAUACGCCCCCGGAGGCGAUAUGCAGACGCUCAUCGACGGCGAUUUGGUGCCCCUCGAAGGUGACGUGGUGCACUUUGUGAGGCAGCUAGUAGAAGGACUCGCCUACCUCCACCAGAGAAAUAUCGCCCAUUUGGACAUCAAGCCGCAGAAUUUGGUGAUGAUGGGCACUUUCCCGGAAUGCGAGGUGAAGCUGUGCGACUUCGAGAUCUCGAGAGUGAUAUUAGAGGGGACGGAGGUGAGAGAGAUCCUCGGUACACCGGAUUACGUGGCACCCGAAAUUCUUCACUACGAACCGAUCACUCUGGCCGCGGACAUGUGGUCCGUGGGUGUAACGACGUACGUUCUCUUAACGGGAUUCUCCCCUUUCGGCGGUGAAACCGAUCAAGAAACGUUUCAGAACAUAUCCCUGGGCGAGGUAGACUUUCCCGAGGAAUUGUUCGGCGACAUAUCGGCGCAGGCGAAAGAUUUCGUCGCGAAGCUUUUGGUGCUGGACCCGAGUGCACGAAUGACCGCGAAACAAUGCCUGCGUCAUGAUUGGCUACGCGGCGCGCCUACACAAGCGUCGCCUCAUCUCAGAAGAUACCUGUCGAAAUCGAGAGAAGUUCUUCUGGAACGAGUUGUCAGCCGAGAGAAUCUAAGAAGAGCGGCGCUUUUGAGCCAGGCGAGCAGUCAAGCGAAUCUAUCGAGCGACGCCCAAGAAUCGUCGAAUCAUUCCGAUCAAAGCUUGCAAGAUUGUUUGUUGAGUCAAAGCGAGAUGUGCCUGAGUCAUCGCCUCACCGGAAGCCGAUCUAGUCUCGAGGGUAGCGGGGAAGAUUUUCCGAGCCCAGCCGAUUCUCGAACGAGUUUGAACUCAUCCAGAACGAAUCUGAGCUGCGCGAGUCAGAGUUGUUUGCUCAACAAGGAGCAAACCCAAGGGUUGCUCGAUCGAGCGCAAAGUCGGUCGCAGGCAAACUUAAAUCACAGUCUCAGCCGUGGACUUUUGUCCAGAAUACGUAGCUUGAAUCGAAUCCAGUCCCAAGCGUGUUUGCUCAACGAAAACUCUUCGGCCCAAAAUUCCUCGUUGCAACCUCGAAUGAUAAUAAAUCCCGUGAUCAGCAAGUCACGCGAGAAACUGUAUGGAUUGAGAUCGUUGUCGAAGUCUCAAGGAGUUUUGGAUAUAUACAGAAGUCUCGAGUGCCUUAAACGAAGAAGGAAGAGCUACCAACGAGCCAAAACCGAGGAUAUAUUGCCGAUUUUUAAGAGGUUAGGUGCUGAAAUAGAUACGUCCAACGUAGGAGAUCACCGAUCUUAUGACGAUGUUUCUAGAUUGAUAGAAAGGAAGGAGCACGUUAACGACGAAAAGAAAGAUGAGUCUAAUACGAUGAGGACAGAUCGAGAGGAAGCCGCGGAUGAGGUUAACGAUAGAUCUAGAUAUACACAGGUGCGAGAAGAAAGCGUAGAAUCGAGGGACCGAGCAUUCGAGUCGGAGGAGAAUUUGGAUUCGUUGAAAUCGAUCGAAUCAGACACGUUGACCGAAGAUUCGGACGAAACUCCGGUGAACCGCGACACCGAAUCGAACCUCGUAGCCGGAAAACGACCCUGUCAGCGACAACACUCCGAUGCUUCGAGUCACUCCAACAACUCUGGAACAUCGGACGACAAAGAAGAUCGAUCGACCGAAUCCGAAACCGAAGAGCCAAAGUAUACCGUGGCCCAACUCGUGUCUGCCUUCAAUAAGCAUCAAGAAGUCGCCUCGAGGACGAGUUUAGAAGCAAUUAUGACUGAGAAGAGAGUGAACGAGGUCACUUUUCCGACCGGAACGAAAGCUUUGAGACUAUUCAUACCGGACAUUAACAUCAGUGAGAGCAAGAUCGUGAGACGGAAAACGAGUUACAAGCCGCGAAAAAACUGGGAGGAAUUGAGAAAAAAGAACGAAAAAGACGAGGGGAUUUUGAAGAAUUUUGUCGACUCGGGCAACGAAGAUGAAGAUGAAGAUAACGUCAUUAGUUUUGAUUCCAAAAAUGGCACGAGGAAACCUGAUAGCGAUACUAUGGAAGAGCAAAAGAACAAAGGAUCAGAUGAAUGCAUAUCAUCCGAAUGGUCGAGUCCAUUGCCGUUAAUAGAAAUCAAUGGAGAUUCUAUUUUUGCGGAAGCCACGGUUCAAGAAAAUGUCGAUACAACGAUUGAUGAGAAGUACAAACAGUGUGUGAAAGGAGCCAAAUCGAAUGUAAUGGAAAUAGUCAAUGACAAGCUUCAAAAGACGCUAAAUAAUCCGGAUCGUUUGGUAAUUACUCGUCAAAAAGAAAGAUUACCAAAUUAUAUUUAUCCCGAAAUGGCGUGCCAUAUUAAAAAUAAUUCUCAAGAUUCGAUUAAAAAGACAACUUUUGUAACAACGAACGUUAAAAAUCCGAAGAUACAAAAUAUAGAUCGAACAAAGUCAACGUAUAAUACGGAAAAUAUUAAUGUAAAUUUAAAAGAUAUUUUACAACGGGUAGAUAAUUGUCAAAAUAAUCCGAAAGAGAAUUUGGAAAAUUUAAGAAAAAGAACAUCAAUUACGAAAAUAAUUUUAAACGAUAAUUUACCAUUGAAUGAUAAUCAGGAAAAGAACGAAGGAGAGAAUCGAUCAAGUAAUCGAGCACAAAGUGAACCACCCUUGACUUUGAAUCCCAAGGAAGAAGAUCACAAAAUGAAAUUAAUUGUAUCACCUUCCUUUGCGAGAUCUUCCUCGAUGUCCAGUGAAAGCAGUUGUCCAACGCCCUCUAGUAUACAUUCCGAUGCGAACGCCUCCUGGGAAGAUGUUCAACGAAGUACAGUGGGAUCGAACAUAUCUUUGGAGAAAGAAGAUUUUGGCAAAGUUCAACCAAGAAGAAUCGAGAUUCAGAGAACUUCAAGCGAAGGAAAAAACAAACAAUAUGCGGAAGACAAAAGACUUUGGGGCAGAGUUUGCACCGGAUCUUACAACAGAGCGAUGGAGAAAUUUAGCAAAAACAACGAUGCGAAUAAGAAGCCUGUCGGUCAGUUAAACGGAUCGCAACAAAAUGGAAAGAUUAGAAGGAAAAGCAGUCCUGCCAUGCCACAAUAUAUUAAUCCAUAAAUAGACUUUCCUUCCAUGAAGACUGAUUCCAGAAUUUUUGGUCUUUUCCAAUAUUACAGUGAUUCAUAUCGGAAAUCGAAUCGCUAAACUUCUUUUUACGCGAAUUCUUUGACUAGGAUCAACUUGCAAUUUAUCCUUGAUAAACGUUCGUAACGUAGUCAUCUUUUAGUGGACCAAAUUGGCGGAUAAAUAAUCUGCAAACGUGUGUCAUCAAAUGCUUGAACGACAAACCUGUCAUUAACAUCCCAUCUGGGCGUUGCGUGAUCAAAGAAGGCGAUCGAACGUGAUUGAUCGUCAUAGCCUUAUCCUUGACUUAAUCUCCAUAUCGAGCGAUCUUCGAGAACUACUUUUUUUUUCCAAGUGCGUAGUAUCGAUGAACACGUGGAUACAUUAUGUGUAUUUGAAUAACCAAGAAAACGAAACUUUUAAUUUUCGAUUUUAAUUAACCGAAAAAUGGUAUACCGAUCGAAUGACAGGAAGUAUCGAUUAUGUCAAUUUUAAAUCAGAUUCAAUGUGAAUUAAUGGAAAGCUGAGCUUAAGUUAUACAAGUUAUACAAAGUUAUACAAAGAAUGCAAAUUUUGCAUUCAAAAAAAUUGCUCAUUCAUCAGAGAUUAUCUUUCUAUGAUACAAUUUUGUUUCUAUUAAUUUUUUGGUAUUUGUAGAAACUCAUUUAAACUCAUAAAUACAUUUUUAAUUGGCAUAACAAAAAUGAUAACAUCAUUAUAUCGUAGUAAUAAUUAGAUUAUUAAAAAGGUUCGAUUUAGUAUAUCUCAUUUAAAUUUUAAAUGAUUCGUUCAAUUUUGUAUCGAAGAUAUCUCGACAAUAAAAAGUUCUUAUCGUUAAGGACCAUGCAUUGCAUCGGUUUUGCAUCUCCUUCAUACGAAUCAAUUCCUCUUCAUUUUCACGAUCUAUUAUCCUAUAUUAUUAUUUUAAAUUCUUCCA